UAGUUAAAAUACAAACAUGAGUAGCUGCACACUAUCAGUGAAUAUGGGAAACCUGACCAGUGGAUGUUAGUAAAUCUGUAGAUUAGUCGGUCAGUAGUGGAUAGAUAGAUAAAUAAUUUAUCAAUUAAAAAAAACGAGCGUUGGUUUUCAUGAAAUACCCUUAGAAUUCCUCUCCUUCAUUUGCAAGAAAUUGAGAAAUGAGUCUCCCUUUUUGUUUCUUUCUCCCAGACUAAAAAAAAAAACCCAAAACUUUCUCACCAUGUCCUCAAUUGUUGCUCUGUGAAAGGCAUGAAGACAAAGAUGGGCGUAUACUGAGCCUGUGUAAGCCUGCCUCUCACAUAAAUAUCAAUGUGGAGCAGAGUGGGAGCCAGAGGCAGGGAAACCAGACAUCAGAGUCACAGGUUAGAUUCAGAGGACACAGCACCUCCACCACCACCUCCGCCACUGCUGCUGCUGCUGCUGCUGCCAGCUCGACAGGCGUCCCGUCGUGAACGUCGCAGGACAGAGAGCGAUACGGACGGAGCAGCUCAGAGUCAGGAUGAAACUGUUGCUUUUGCUCCUUUUGCAUUUGGCCCUCGUUAGUGCCCGACUCUUUGCCCACAGUGGCCUUCAGGCUGCCUACAACAACAAAGGCCACGCUCCUCAGAGCCUCGGUUCCGCCAAUGGCAGACAGAGGCCGCUAUUUGCGAGGAGGGGACAGUACGAGCGACAGAGUUUGCCGUCCAGAGCGGUCUACGCUUCAUCACGUGGCCUUCCUGCGCCUCCUAGAAUCGCUCCGCCUCCAAAAGCGGCGCCCAAACCUGUAAAACCCACGUGCUCUUUGCUCGCUCAGAGUUGUUUACCCCAGAGCGGCUGCUGCGAACCGCACACCACGUGCCACUGUCGCUUCUUCAACGCAAUCUGCUUCUGUCGGAAAACAAUCUUGCAAUAUGAGAAGAAAUCAUAAAAAAAAAAAAAAAAAAAAAAAAAAAAAAAAAAAAAA
Molecule: messenger RNA, 982 nt
Organism: Cynoglossus semilaevis (tongue sole)
Lineage: Eukaryota; Metazoa; Chordata; Actinopteri; Pleuronectiformes; Cynoglossidae
Product: agouti-signaling protein-like
Exons: 3
Coding region: 539-946 (135 amino acids)
Biological process (GO): hormone-mediated signaling pathway; positive regulation of feeding behavior; adult feeding behavior
Cellular component (GO): extracellular region
Molecular function (GO): type 1 melanocortin receptor binding; neuropeptide hormone activity
Source: RefSeq, a predicted model, not a curated record